Chanos chanos (milkfish) is the source of this 1002-nucleotide messenger RNA. It is a transcript of the gene abi3b, whose product is annotated as ABI family, member 3b. The transcript is spliced from 5 exons. Gene Ontology annotation, cellular component: lamellipodium; SCAR complex; actin-based cell projection. Gene Ontology annotation, molecular function: SH3 domain binding; signaling adaptor activity. The record is from RefSeq and is a predicted model, not a curated record. Gene Ontology annotation, biological process: neuron migration. The coding region runs from base 1 to 1002 and encodes 333 amino acids. Lineage: Eukaryota; Metazoa; Chordata; Actinopteri; Gonorynchiformes; Chanidae.
AUGACGGACCAAAACUGUUUGGAUAUCAUUCAGAAGAUUUUUCAAGAGGCUCCAAGCGCCAGGAAAGCUCUCCUUGAUAACCACAGCAACCUUCAGAAGGUGGCCGAAUACUGUGAACACAAUUAUCUUCAGGCAGAGGACCCAGGAAACGCAGUGGAGGAGUCAAAGGCUUUCACUAACCAGGCGCUGGCCAGCGUCACAUACCAGAUCAACACGCUGGCCACUUAUGUACUGAGGCUACUGGAUGCUCAGACCAAUCAGAUAAAAGACAUGGAGUCCUCUGUCAACCUGCUGAGCAUGGCUGUAGCCAUGCAUCAGGAGAAAGUCGAAAGGAGACAGAUUGGGCUGUUGACCACAGAUUCAAAGGUACCGCGUGCUGCCAAAAUGGCCCCCCCAGCAAACACCCAGGAGCCCGAGCCAGUGUAUGUUCGCAAGCCCAUUUCAUACACAAUCCUCGACACGCUAGGACAUGGCUUUUGGGAGAGCAGAAAAACUGUCGUCGCCGAGAAACAGCCUGAAAACACAGACACCAGCACUGAAAAACAAAGCGCACAAGAGACAGCCAGCUCAUUUGGGUCCAGUACGGGCAUUGCGGUACCCCCUCCAACAGUGCCAAACUGGGCUGGUACUAAUCUCACAGCCUCUGCCGCUCCUCCGCCUCCAGAGACAAUUGAUUCUUCAUUGCCUCCCCCUUUGGACACUUCAGUUCCACCUCCACCUCCUCUAAGCACCUCUGUGAAUGCUGUUCCUCCCCCACCCCCUCCUCCAAAUGCCUCUUUGAGUGAUCUCUCUCCACCUCCACCUCCACCUCCACCUCCUCCAAAUGCCUCCAUGAGUGUUGUUCCUCCACCUCCGCUAGACCACUCCAUGAGUGUUGCUCCUCCGCCUCCACCUUAUGGAGGUGCCUUUCCCCCACCACCCGUACCUACACUAAAUACUGGAGGGACUAACCUUUCACCUCCACCCCCACCCCCACCCCCACCUCCACCACCUAUGAAAUAG